Molecule: messenger RNA, 2048 nt
Organism: Solea senegalensis (Senegalese sole)
Lineage: Eukaryota; Metazoa; Chordata; Actinopteri; Pleuronectiformes; Soleidae
Product: iduronate 2-sulfatase-like
Exons: 13
Coding region: 116-1807 (563 amino acids)
Molecular function (GO): iduronate-2-sulfatase activity
Source: RefSeq, a predicted model, not a curated record
UGUAAAAGGUGACACCAUGGAUGGGUGACACAGACAGGCAGCGUUUUAGUUUUGACGGUGUGUUGUGGACGGUACAUUGUGGAGGGACAACAGAGAAAGGCACCGACACACCGAGAUGUUCCUACUUGUCCGAGUGUGGCUUCUCCUCCUGUUUCUUCACACACUGACACUUGCUGCUCUCGCGAGAAGAGGGAGGAGAAAUGUCCUCUUCAUCAUGGCAGAUGACCUGAGGCCAUCACUGGGCUGCUAUGGGGACUCUGUUGUGAAGUCACCAAACAUCGACCAGCUGGCAUCCAAAAGCCAAGUUUUCCUCAACACAUAUGCCCAGCAAGCUUUGUGUGCUCCCAGUCGGGCCUCUAUGUUAACUAGCCGCAGGCCCGACACAACCAGAGUCUACGACUUCAACUCCUACUGGAGAGAUCAGUCUGGAAACUACACCACUCUGCCUCAGUACUUCAAAUCCAGUGGGUACUUCACCGCGUCUGUGGGCAAGAUUUUUCACCCAGGUAUCUCCUCCAACUUUUCGGAUGACUACCCUUACAGCUGGUCCAUCCCUGCCUAUCAUCCACCAUCAUUUCACUAUGAGAAAAAAAAGUUAUGUAAAGGCGACGAUGGUAAACUCCACGUCAACUUACUGUGUGCAGUGAAUGUGACGGAGCAGCCUGGGGGAACCCUCCCAGAUCUGGAGAGCACAGAGGAGGCUGUGAGGUUACUGAAGAGUUGGGCCAACAACGACGCUCCUUUCUUCUUAGCUGUGGGCUUUCACAAACCCCACAUACCCUUCAGGAUACCACAGGAGUACUUGAGUCUGUAUCCCAUAGAGAACAUGACCCUGGCUCCUGAUCCCAACGUCCCAGAAUUCCUUCCUCCUGUUGCAUACAACCCAUGGACAGACAUCCGAGGGAGAGACGAUGUCCAGAAGUUAAACGUUAGCUUUCCUUAUGGACCAAUUCCUAAAGACUUCCAGCUGCGUAUUCGUCAGCACUACUUUGCUGCUGUGUCUUACAUGGAUGCUCAGGUUGGACGUCUGCUCAGUUCCUUAGAUGCACUUGGUCUGGCUGAUGACACGAUGGUGGUGUUCACCUCAGAUCAUGGUUGGUCAUUAGGUGAACAUGGUGAAUGGGCUAAAUUCUCUAAUUUUAAUGUUGCCACACAAGUCCCUCUUAUGUUUUAUGUUCCUGGCAUUACAAUACCUCGUGAUCAGCUUGGAGAGUCCACUUUUCCCUUCAUCGACAUCUUAACCCAGCCAAAGUACCGUUUUAAGAAUGACAAAGUGAGAAGAAAUGUGGUGGAGUUGGUGGAUGUUUUUCCCACAGUCGCUUCCAUGGCUGGCCUCAGAGCACCUGAGCAUUGUGCUGAUGUUUCCUUUCAGGAGGAGCUGUGCACAGAAGGAGACAACCUGGCGCACACUUUCCGACGCAGGGAAAGAGGAAAGGAUGAGGAAGCAAUAGCUUACAGCCAGUAUCCUAGACCUGCUGAUACACCACAGGUGAACUCUGACGUUCCUGACCUUAAAGACGUGAAGGUCAUGGGUUACUCUCUACGCUCCUGGGAUUAUAGAUACACUCUAUGGCUGGGAUACAACCCAAAAACAUUUCAGGUGAACGUGUCUGACGUCCAUGCUGGAGAGUUGUACAUUUUAGCAGACGACCCUGGAGAGGACAAGAACAUCUACAGUGACCUGGAACAAAGUGUGGUAAUAAAGAAACUGUCCACGCUGCCUCGUCCUGUGACUCUGCAGAGGAGAAUGAAGCUGCAGCUCCUCUACCUCACAGCAGGGAUGAAAAUGAACCGGGGGAAGGCGUGAUGACGAGAAUAAACUACAACAGAUGGACAAACAGGGACAUGUACAAAGGGAAGACGGAUGGGUAAAACUUUUUUUUUUAUCUAGAAAGGGAGAACGCCUUGAAUAUUUCUUUUAACGCACUGCAUACUUGAUUCUGUAAUCCCAGGGGGUCACCAUUGAUCUUCAGAGCUCAGUUCAUGACUCACUGUCAAGCAGACCUGGAUUCACUGUGAGGGAAGUGAAUAAAAAUAUAUAUAUGUGU